This is a messenger RNA of Lacerta agilis (Sand lizard), 3198 nucleotides long. RefSeq names its product solute carrier family 9 member A6 (gene SLC9A6). Gene Ontology annotation, biological process: sodium ion transport; regulation of pH; proton transmembrane transport. NCBI's taxonomy places the organism in Eukaryota, Metazoa, Chordata, Lepidosauria, Squamata, Lacertidae. The record is from RefSeq and is a predicted model, not a curated record. The coding region runs from base 238 to 2028 and encodes 596 amino acids. The transcript has 16 exons. Gene Ontology annotation, molecular function: sodium:proton antiporter activity. Gene Ontology annotation, cellular component: membrane; recycling endosome.
CUAGGGCUGCUCCUGGCGGCGGCGGGGCUGGGCGCCCGGGCAGAGCCGUUGCUGGCCUCUGGAGCGCGGCCCGUGGCGCUGGAGGAGGAGAUCGUGUCCGAGAAGGCGGCCGAAGCCAGCCACCGGCAGGACAGCGCCAACCUGCUCAUCUUCAUCCUCCUGCUCACCCUCACCAUUCUCACCAUCUGGCUCUUCAAGCACCGCCGCGCGCGCUUCCUCCACGAGACGGGCCUGGCCAUGAUCUACGGUGUCCUGGUGGGGGUCGUCCUUCGCUACGGCAUCCACAUUCCCAGUGAUAUCAACAACGUGACUUUAAGCUGCCCAGUGCAGACCAGCCCUGCAACUCUGUUAGUAAACCUCAGUGGAAAGUUCUAUGAGUAUACCCUCAAAGGGGAGAUCAGUUCCCACGAACCUAAUAACGUUCAGGACAAUGAGAUGCUCAGAAAGGUGACAUUCGAUCCAGAAGUAUUCUUCAACAUCUUGCUCCCUCCAAUUAUAUUUUAUGCAGGAUACAGUUUGAAAAGGCGGCAUUUCUUUCGAAACCUGGGAUCCAUCUUGGCAUACGCUUUCCUUGGAACGGCCAUUUCCUGCUUUGUGAUAGGGUCCAUCAUGUAUGGCUGUGUUUCUCUGAUGAAGGUGAUGGGACAGCUUGGAGGAGAUUUCUACUUUACUGACUGCCUCUUGUUCGGUGCCAUUGCCUCUGCUACUGACCCAGUGACUGUACUUGCCAUUUUCCACGAGCUUCAGGUGGACGUUGAACUGUAUGCCCUUCUGUUUGGCGAAAGUGUCCUCAAUGAUGCAGUUGCCAUCGUCCUGUCUUCCUCGAUUGUAGCCUACCAACCAGCAGGGGACAACAGCCACACUUUUGAUUUAACGGCAAUGUUCAAGUCCAUUGGGAUUUUCCUGGGUAUCUUCAGCGGAUCAUUUGCCAUGGGAGCCGCUACUGGGGUUGUGACUGCUUUGGUCACCAAAUUCACCAAACUCCGUGAGUUCCAGCUGCUGGAAACAGGCUUGUUUUUCCUGAUGUCUUGGAGCACCUUUCUAUUGGCUGAAGCUUGUGGCUUUACAGGUGUUGUAGCUGUGCUGUUUUGUGGCAUCACUCAGGCCCACUAUACUUAUAACAACUUGUCCACUGAGUCCCAGCACAGAACUAAACAGUUGUUUGAGCUCCUCAAUUUCUUGGCUGAAAACUUCAUCUUCUCCUACAUGGGCCUUACGCUGUUCACCUUCCAGAAUCAUGUGUUUAAUCCAACGUUUGUAGUGGGAGCUUUCCUGGCUGUGUUCCUGGGCAGAGCUGCAAACAUUUACCCUCUCUCAUUCCUGCUUAAUUUGGGGAGAAGAAACAAGAUCGGGACAAAUUUCCAACAUAUGAUGAUGUUUGCUGGCCUCCGUGGAGCCAUGGCUUUUGCGCUGGCCAUUCGGGACACGGCCACCUAUGCGCGGCAGAUGAUGUUCAGUACAACGCUUCUCAUCGUCUUCUUUACUGUCUGGGUGUUUGGAGGUGGCACCACGCCUAUGCUGUCGUGCCUUCAUAUCAGGGUUGGUGUGGAUGCAGAUCAAGAGAACAUGGGAGUGCCGGAAAAUGAGAGGAGAAGUACCAAAGCAGAGAGCGCUUGGUUAUUCCGGCUGUGGUACAACUUCGACCAUAAUUACCUGAAGCCCCUCCUGACGCACAGUGGUCCUCCUCUAACGACGACGCUCCCGAGCUGCUGCGGCCCCAUUGCCAGAUGCCUGACUAGCCCUCAGGCUUAUGAGAAUCAAGAGCAGCUGAAAGACGAUGAUUCAGACCUUAUUUUGAACGACGGAGACAUCAGUUUGACCUAUGGGGAUUCCACCGUGAACACAGAUUCUUUGACAUCUGGUGCAUCUCGAAGGGUGGCGGGGAAUGGUUCUGAGGACACCCUGGACCAGGAGCUUGGGUUUGGGGACCAUGAACUUGUCAUAAGGGGCACACGCCUCGUUCUCCCCAUGGAUGAUUCAGAGCCCCCCUCAAAUGUAGUAGACAAUGCCAGACAUGGCCCAGCAUGAGAUCUGCUGGUAACAAGGUGAUAAAAAAAACACAAAAAACCCAUACGAUCAUGAAGAAAAAUGUACUACCUACAACAAAAAAACUACUGCAUGUCUCAGAAUGUCUAAGCUGUAUAAAUAUUACUUAUUUAUAUGGUGUUAGGAGAAUAUAACUACCCAUAUGAGACAACUUGUGAAGAGCAACUUCUUAAUUUUCUUAAGUUAAACUCAUGGACUAUACUGUGUAGCAUUGGAACUGUUUUAGAACAAAUUUCUGUUAUUUGGGGGGGGGGGGCUGCUGCCAAGAUCUUCCCUCCCAACUUUGUGUCAAGUAGCCUGCUUUUCUUUUGCAAUUUCCCAUCACUUACCUGAGAGUAGGAAGGUGGUGGUGGCAUCUUGGGUUGCGUUUUGCUGCGUCUAUCUCAGGUGGCAAGCAGGUGGUUGUGGCUGCCUUCCUUUAGUGGAUGGCAGCUCUCUGUAGCACUGCUAUAGGGUUUGUUAGAACAGACCUUGAUAUAAUGAUGGCCUGCGUGCUAAAUCUGCCACCAGCCAAUAAGAAGCUGUGAUGGGAAUUAGAGCGCUUGGAUGAAACGGCCAAGUAGCAAAUCGUGUGUGGCUUGUUGACAGGAGCCACUUGCAGCUCUCUUCCAGUUGUGACAGGUGCUUCUCAUAAUAAGGCUCCAGCAAGUUCUUUAGGAUUUGUGCUUGGACUAAAGGUGGGCAUUUGUUUUCUUUUUGAGUUUAAAUUUCUCUCUUGCCUUAUUCCAUAGGGCCAGGGGCAGGUUCUGAGUUACGAAGUGGGCAAAGUUUGGUUUUUCACAUAGAGAAUUAAGCAGUGUUUCUAGAUCAGUUAACAGCUGUCCAAAGCCAUUGCUGGCUCCCUUUCUAAGCUUGCAACUGAGUGGCUGUGCCUUUCAGCUAUGUCAAAAAAUUUCUUCUUGCUGCAUUAGCUGCCAAGAAGACCAGUUGAUGUGAAAUAGUCUGGUACAGUUCCACACCAUAUCAUGGAGUUCAGCUGUGUGACAGAACAUGCAGUGGUUUAAGACUCUUAGGUGUGGGUUUUCAAAAGAGGCAGUUUAGGUUAUUAAGUAGUACCGAAAGGGAGUUGUCUGUCCAUCCAUCCUGUAUAGUUGCACUUUGGUUUGGUCACUUUUUUGCAUGCUUAUGUGACUAUAAAAAACCACAACCUUU